This is a messenger RNA of Alligator sinensis (Chinese alligator), 4389 nucleotides long. RefSeq names its product arg8-vasotocin receptor-like. The record is from RefSeq and is a predicted model, not a curated record. Lineage: Eukaryota; Metazoa; Chordata; Crocodylia; Alligatoridae. Gene Ontology annotation, biological process: G protein-coupled receptor signaling pathway; positive regulation of vasoconstriction; regulation of systemic arterial blood pressure by vasopressin. Gene Ontology annotation, molecular function: vasopressin receptor activity; peptide binding. The transcript has 2 exons. Bases 2231 to 3346 code for a protein of 371 amino acids. Gene Ontology annotation, cellular component: membrane.
UAUUACAUAUAUUCAUUAUUACAAGAAAGGGUCAGGAUUCAAAUGACUCCGCAUUUUGGCACAUACACCUCUGUUUGUAACUUGAUUAUAAUGGUAGCUGUUUUAGAUUUAAACAACUGCAGCACUAUCUAAUGCAGUUUGAUUUAUAAUUCUCCAUGGCUGUAAUAGGUGAAAAAGUUCAAGUUGUUAGUUCUGUUGGCUAUCUGUCCAUUCUCAUAGUAUGGGGUGGUCCUCCAUGCUUUAGAAGUCCAUGGAGGUUCCCAUCUGAGGAGCGAGAGGGGGCAAGAACUAGGGUAGUCAGACUGCUAGUCAAGCCUCUGUAGCCUAUUUAAGCAUCUUGUUUGUCGUCCAUUUAAAUUUUAACCACACUGUCCCAGGCUGGUGAAGCUUGAAAACUUUUCAUGUAAGAAAAACUCUAGUAGGUUGCCAGGAUUCCUGGGUAGGGCAACAUGUAACAUCUGUCUCUGUAGUUCACUAGCUCUCACCAGUGGUUGAUAUUCUCUUCUGUCACCAAGCAUCAAAAAUUCUCCUUUGUAUAUAUUGAUGAUAGUCCAUUGGUCUGGAAUGUAGCCCCAUUUUUCUACUCUGAACACCUUCAAACAGAUGUAUUUGCUUAAGCACUUCUCCAGCUGGAAAUAAUAUUAAAAGCACUACUGGUAACCAGAUCACUGUUAGGAUAGGCUCCAGCUGGCCCCCUCUUGGCUCCAAAACAUUUAAAAUGUAUUUAAUGCAUUUAAAAUGUAAUUUUUGCCAUUAUGGAUCUGUAAACUGGCAGUGGGCAUGGCAGGAGUUUUGGAACAGGGCAGCAAAUAAAGACUGAACAAGUGCUUUGAAGAUAAUCUUUGAGAGAAAAGGACAAAACAAAGCAGAAGGACCUGAGAGGCUGUUUGCUCCAGCAUUAUUACUGAUGAGUGUGCAGUCUCCACUAUACUAGCAUACAGCUAAUGAUGAAGCCACUGGCAAUGUUUGGUGGCCUCUGACCCAAACUGUGGGCAUGUCUACACAAGAUGCUAUGUUAUGCUACUUUCAAAAGGAAGUACUAAAUGACAGCACAGUAACAGAGGCGCCAUAUGGCUACGUGUAGAUGUGCCCACAGUGAAGUAAACUGUACAGAUUUAUUAUACUUACUUCACACCUAUACAGCUACAAAUAACUUGCACAAUAUAUUCUGGCACGGGCAAGGAAAACAGGCACAUAUUUACCACCAGUAAGAAUAUAUGGGUGGUAUUGUACAUAGUAACAACUUCUGAGGACACAUACAUUUUAGCAUGUUUUUCUGCACUGUUUGUUUGUUCUGCACUUUAAUUAAACUCUCUUUUACCAGGUUUUCUCAGGGCAGGGUUUUAUUUCAUAAAGUCGUGGCAAAAGAGGAUAUGUGGUCUAUGGCAGUAAAGGUGGAGCCUGCUUUUCAGUGAGACCUGUUCUCAGCUGGAUUUCCUGUUGAAUUUUCAUUUUGUUUCCAUUAAAAUGUCAUCUGGCUAACAGUCCCAAUAAAUAUAAUUUAUUUCACAUGUGUUAUACUACCCUUUUGCUGAGAAAAAGAUCCCGAUCUUGGCCACUACUUGCAAAAAACUAUUAUUUUUUAAAUUCCUUCUUUGCUGGAUCACAUGACUCUGAUCUCAAAACAGAAAAAGUAAUGGAAAAAAUGUUUCUUUUCCUCUACUGCAUUUAGGAUGUGGUGUUUUUCCCGAGAGUCCAAGAGAAUGAUUGUUACCAUGCAUCCUGAGAAGCCUAACUUUUCCAUUACAUAUAAACAUUCCUAGUUAUAAAAUUAAACAGUUAUGGCUUUCAUACAAUUCAUAUUUGGAAAAGAUUUCACAAGUAAAACUAUGUAAAUAUGAUUUUGGCCAUUGUUAUUUAUAAUUUAGGGUUUUCACUGGAAUAAGUGAUGUGAUUAUUUCAAGCCUCUGAGCUUCUCUCAUCUUAUUUAUACAUUUAUCUCAUUCAUAUUCCUUACUUUCCUAUUGGCUAAAACAGCUAUAGCCAAUCAGAUGAUACUGAAGUUACAUAAGGCUCUAUCUGAAGACUAUAUAAAGCCUUUUUACACUGUAGCAAGGGGGAGAAUUCUAUCAAGAUGCAGGUCCACUGCACAAGGUACAUUCAUGCAUGAAGAGAUUUGUUUCAAGACACACAGAAAACUGAACCAGUGCUGAUAUAUUUACUAGCCAGUCCUUCCCAGCUGUCAACCUGAGUUGCCAGUAGCAGCUACUGAAAGUAGCUUUUGUGCACUAUGAAGAAUUUUUCAUUUUCUAUGCAAGAUAAUACAUAUCAGACUGAAAGUCCUUUUCCUCGCCGAUUCCUGAGCAUGACAAAUAAGUCAGAUCCAGUUGGAAGACCAGAAAGAGACGAGCAAUUAGCUCAGGUAGAGAUUGCGGUGUUGGGAGUAAUAUUUAUAACAGCAUCUGUGGGCAAUUUUAUUCUCAUUUUGGUACUGUGGAGAAGAAGAAAGAAGUUGUCUAGGAUGUAUGUUUUCAUGCUUCACCUGAGCAUAGCGGAUUUAGUGGUAGCAUUUUUUCAAGUCCUUCCCCAAUUAAUUUGGGAUAUCACAGAUGUUUUCAUAGGGCCAGAUGUCUUGUGCAGAACUAUCAAAUAUUUGCAGCUUGUGGGCAUGUUUGCUUCCACUUAUAUGAUAGUGGUCAUGACAGUGGACAGAUACCAAGCAGUAUGCUACCCUAUGGUCACUUUCCAAAAGAAAAGAGCUCUUUGGAAUGCUCCCAUUUGCACCAGCUGGUCUGUAUCACUGCUCUUUAGCCUUCCACAGGUAUUUAUCUUUUCUAAGACUGAAAUAUCUCCAGGCAUAUUUGAAUGUUGGGGCAAAUUCAUCCAACCCUGGGGCUCAAGGGCAUAUGUAACUUGGAUUUUUGUGGCUAUUUUCUUCAUUCCCACAGCUAUCCUUAUCAUAUGUCAGGUUAAAAUCUGCAAAAUAAUCCAUAAGAAUAUACAUGUGAAAAAACAGAAUGAGUUUGAAAUAACAAAUCAGAAGCAAACCCUGUCAUCUCGAACCAGCAGUAUUAACUGUAUUUCAAAGGCUAUGAUCAAGACUGUAAAAAUGACAGUGGUGACAGUGGUUGCAUAUGUUCUGUGUUGGGCACCUUUCUUCAUUGCACAGUUGUGGUCAGUGUGGUUCCCAAGUGGUGUUACUGAAGGUCCAGUAUUUACCAUUAUCAUGCUCCUUGGGAAUUUAAAUAGCUGUGCCAAUCCAUGGAUUUACAUGUAUUUUUGUGGCCACAUUCCAUAUUGUGCAAAUAAGCAGCUGGAAAACAUCUCAGCUCAAGAAGAAUCUGUGAUCACAGGAAUCAUUAAUCUGGGAGACAAGGAGCCUGAAGAAAACAUUACUUCUGCAUAAAUAGCCACUGCUUUUUGUCUUCCUGGUACAUUUGCUGCAUUCAAAUCUUAUGUCAAAAUCUUAUCACUGUACUUUGUCUUCUGGGUAAUAGAAUAAGCUGAAAAAUUGUAAAUGUCCUUCACUAUACAGAUAUAUUUUCUUAAAUGCUGUAACAUACUUACCCCUACAAAAAGUUCCAGUUUUGUGGAAGUCAGACUGAACAGUUAUAUUGAAGUGAAUACACAUAACUGUCAAUAAUAUGUAGACAUCUUUAUAUGAUUCAUUUAUUUUUCUCAUAUGAAUUGCUUUCCAUUCUCUAGGCUCUAGGCUGCUAGCUAGUACAUUUUUACAGUCGUGAUAUCAUUUGAAAGAAAUCAUAUAAUUAGGUUUGAAGGUGAGGGACUUAAAAUGAAGCAUGACUAGUUUAGAAUUCUAAUGACAUUAGGAAAAUAUUUGACAAAUCUUGAGAAGGAAACAAAAUUAGUGAAAUUUUUUGCCAGCUGUGACUUAUACCAAGUCUAAUUAAACACUUUGCAACAUGUAGAGACUCUGAGCAGUUUCAUAUCAUGCUUUCUCAGUGCAAUGCUCUUGCCACAUUGGACACUUAUUCAUAUAUCAUCUUAGGUCACAAGAGGUCAUUAUGGUCAUGUUCUAGUAUAAAAAGAAUUGUUAUACCUAUUUCCAUAGAUUGGAUCCAUUCAUGAAGAGCACAAACACAUGUUUACUACAACUGUACUCUGGCCAUAUUGCAUAAAUUACACAAUAUGUGAAUUUUAGCCACAUGGAAAUUUUACAUCAUUUUUUGGCAGAAUACAUUCAUACUUGUAUGGCCAUUUAGCACCCAUCUGCCUUUACUGAAAAUGUAUCCUGGAUGAGGAGCUUGAUAAAGCAUUCCUAAACCAUUUAGCACUCUGUGGGUCCUGCAGUUUAAGCUUCUUGUACUUGCAUGAUAGAAAUAAGACUGCAGUAUCUUUGCCUGUAACUGCUGAUUGUUUGCUGCUAUACUUAUACUAAUAGGUAUUCUUUCUCCUUUGGCUGUUACCAGUCUAUUCAAAAGAACAUAG